UGGUUGACAAUUUAUUAGUGAGCGUGAAAAUAGUUUAAUCUUUUCUAGUAUUUCAAAUUUCGCAGUCAGGUGUUUGCGAGUGAAUUCACAACAAAAAUACAACCGAGAAUAAAUUAAGUUGCUCUUUGCAUUCGUUGGAGAAUCGGCGACAUGGAUCCGUCAGGUGAACAAAAUAUUUCAUCGACUUUUUCUACAAAAUGGCGAGGUGAAAACGUCCCCACUGCAGUUCCUUCUUCAAUGUUUAGACAAAAUCAAUGGAUAUAAUCGACCCUACACGCAACAUCAACCCUAUAUGGCCGCCUAGGCCUAUACUAUACACAGGGUGGUUAUAUCAUGACGAGAAACAGUGUAGCCUCAGCGGAAUAACCCAUCCGUGAUAACCAAAGUCGACCGGAGUCUUCCGCCCCUCAAUAUUUUUCAUCGCCGACGUUUGACUGCCCCCGACGCUGCUGGACGCCUUUUUUUUUCGGUUGCCAUGACGCUGCUGUAUCAAUUAGCAUGACAAAACAAGCGCUCAAAUCCCCCCCUAUAGGCUAGAUAUCGUUCCGACUUCUUUGAUGCCCCUCUACUCCGGCUCUGGAAAUUCGGUCAGUUUGCAUUGUGCACUUGACCAGGUAACAACGCCGGUAAAACCCCGAGCGCCCUUGGACUUGUUUUUUUUUAAUUCCCCGGGAUAUAAUUGUGCGGGGUUUUAUUGGAGACGGCCAGCCGGAAAAUGGGGACCCGAAGUGAUAGCGGAGGAGGAGCUUACACCACCCCAACCGAAUGGAAAUUGUGGAAUCAAACCAAGUUGAGCCAAAGCCAAUUUGAGCGGCUCACGGCCGAACGUCUGGAUGCCGAGAGCAAGAGACUGCGAGAUGAUGUCGGGACAAGGGUCACGUCAAGUCGCCGAGAGGUCAGCCAACAAUUCUCGACGAGGAUUAGAGAUCUGCAAUAUUGGUCGACCAAUUUGGAAUCCAAAACGUCGGAAGUUGGCACGGAAAUCGACGCACUUUUGCAAUGCCAGGCCCAGUUACAGCGGAUGCAUCACGCUUGUGGAGACCCGAUCGCCGUUGUGGAACAAUGUUUGCAACUGCGCGAGCGUCGCUCUCACGUCGACCGAUGUCUGGACGAGGUUCAAAGUUCCCUGCACGAUGAACUGCGGACUCUACGCCAAGGUGAAAUGGUCCUCGGCAGAACGGUCAUUGAAGCGGCCGAGCAGAUCAGACUAUUGCGGAGCGCCAAGUACCAGCUGGAUCGAGAUCUGGCAGAUAAAGGCAAAGCCAGCGAAAUUGAUUCAACGACUGUCGGUUUGGCCGACUCUGUCGUGGGCGAUGGCCGCACUCCGAGAUUGCUGUCCGAUCUAGUCCAUUCCAGCCAAGUUAACGCCACGGUCCAUUUCCCUUGGAGCACUCCUGGUGCGGAUUUGGGUGGAAACGACCGCAACGCCGGAGCCAUAACCAAAGCCAACAGACAAACGACGCCGACCGAGUGGCAGAGUUUUACCGAGAGGAAUAUCCAAGAAGCUUCUGAACAAGUUCACCGCUCGCUGCAGUUGCGAGUGACGGCCAUGUCCGUCAUGCAGGAUAUUAUUCGUGACACACGUUCGCACGCCAACCAGGUAGAUCAACUUUUCCACGACGUCAUCGACAGGACGAGGAAAGCCCUCGGUGCGCUGAAAUCAGAGCACAGCGCCGUCUGUCAGCAAAUCCAAGAGACGGAAGAGACGGCCUCUGGAUUGCGCGCCGCCAUUGGCGCACAGGACGCUCCACUCGGCAGCGCUAUCCAACAGCUGGCCAGAAGAACUGCCCGCCCUAACGUCGAAUUCUGUCGUGACAGCGUCCAGAAUUGUCUAGAAACGCGAGUGGACGUCGUCAGAACUUCAUUACGUCAACUUCAAGAAAAACUCAGUCAGGCCGAUGCUUCGUUGCGUCGUUUACGUCAGUCGAAAUUCGAUCUGGAACAGGAGAUUGCCGUCAAGGAAGCAACCCUGAGGAUCGAUGCCGAACAUUGCAUGAACGCGUUGCGUAGGAAUAUGGUCCUCCCGCAACCCUGA
Messenger RNA from Daphnia pulex (common water flea), 2035 nucleotides. Its product is annotated as tektin-1-like. The record is from RefSeq and is a predicted model, not a curated record. Lineage: Eukaryota; Metazoa; Arthropoda; Branchiopoda; Diplostraca; Daphniidae. Gene Ontology annotation, cellular component: nucleus; microtubule cytoskeleton. Gene Ontology annotation, biological process: cilium movement involved in cell motility; cilium assembly. The coding region runs from base 716 to 2035 and encodes 439 amino acids. The transcript has 9 exons.